GCAGCCUGAUAAGCAAUACAGAGGGAAACACAAUAAAGUAAUACUGUCCUCCCAUCUGAGAUACCGUCAAUGGGAGGAGCAAAAACUAAAUUCAAAGGCAGGAAGGAGGAUUUGGAGCGACGGACAAAAUCAUACCAGACUGCAUAUUGAGUUUUGAAUUGAUGAUGUCCACACAUUUGCAGUUGUUAUCUGAAGCAGAGAAAUUAAUAUCCUCACAAAGGUAGAAGUGACAGUGGAUCUACUUACAGAUACCCAUCCUGUUAUCUGAAGCAGAGAGAUGAAUAUCAUCAGAGAGGUACAAGUGACAUUGCCUCUAGUGACAGAAACCCAUCCUGUCAUAGAGAGUAUUCUGAACAACAACCUGAAAAAGCUCAAGAAGUUACUAAUAAAGCAACAAUGUUAAUGGAGUUUAUCCCUGCAGAGAGUGGAAUGAUAAUAUAACCCCACUGAUUGCUGCUGUUGUAAAACACAAUAGCAAUAUCUGCUCUUAUCUUUUAGAGGAGGGCGUGGACCCUAAUAGUCCUUCUCAGUAUGGUUGGACACCUCUGCAUUAUGUCUCACGAUCCCAAGCACCACUUCUUUUUGUAGACAAACUGCUUAAAGCUAAAGCUGAGCCAAAUGGAUGGAAAAACCAGAUCUUCACACCACUACAAACUGCUGCCUUCAGUGACAGGGAGGAUGUAAUGAAACUGCUCAUUUCUGCCAAAGCACAGGUAACUUUGAUACCUGUAAAUGUUUAUGACCAUUUAACACAGAAUAAAAAAAUAGCUGAGAUGAUUCACGACUUGGCAUCCAAAGGAAAUCAGUUAUGCUCUAAAAUCUGCCAUAUUUUGGAUGUGGACAUUUUUGUGCAAGAGAAAUCACCUGAGGAAGUGUUCAGAACGUUUUACAGACACAUGCUGCUGGAAGAUCCUCAAACCCAUGUGACCAUCAUUGAAGUGCUGUUCACUGUUACUGGGCAACAGGAAGAAGAAUACAAACGCAGAAGUAUUGAAUGGCUUAGAGAAACUGAAAAGUUAAAUACCUACAUUGCAGAUGCAGUCAGUCGCUUUCCAAACAUCUCCAAGAAGCAAGUGAAGUUAGCAAUCGAUACUUUACACGCUGUUUUCUGCACAAUGGAAGAUAUACCAAACGAGCAAGCACAGGCCAUAAUUCCCCAACUUCUGGAACACCUGUUCUCAAAAGAGGGGCCAGACUGGUGGAUAACCCUUCGGCAACCACAAGAAAGAUGUGAUAUAUGGGAGGCUGUUCUGCACACACUGUAUGUGAUAACACAGAAAACAAAAGGCAUCAAUGACUGGGAUUCCAGCCUUUUGGAGAAAUUAAGCAAAACAGUUGCACCUUUGAUAAAUGAGCAACACUCUUCUUACAUCAGGAUGUACACAUACGGCAUAUUUGCAAACCUGCUACCAACCAAGACCUUUACAUCAGUGGAGAUAACGUCAGUGCCCGAGGACAUACUAACAUCUGCAGAUAUGACGACCGAUGACAAGCUGAAAGAAGGCCUGAGACGCUUGAAGGAUCAUUUCAGCAAGUCAAGCUCAUCUGAAUCCAAGAAAAAGAAGAAGAAGAAGAAGAAAAAGACGAAAAAAUCAAACAAGCAAGAAGACCCUAAUAAUGAAGGUGACAGUGCAGCAGCUGAUCCAACAACAGUUCCUGUUGUGGAAUCAGUUUCAAAUGUGAGGCCAUUUAAUUUCAGCCCCACUGGAUUAUCAACACCAAGAAAAUGGCUGAAAAUCAGCAGAAGGUGGAAUGAAAAAUUUAGGAAGCUUGAAGGCACUGAUGAAAGUAGACUAACCAAAGUUAGGAGCAUAAUUUAUGUUAAUGAUAGAGAAUUCUGUAUAGCGAAGGGAAGCGAUGGAACUGAAGUCUUCUUGGGGCUGAAGGACGACGGCACAGAGGUCGCACUUAAGAGAAUGUCUAGAAGUAACUAUGAGGUACUGAAGAAUGAGGAAGGAAUCCUGCGACUACCAGAACUUGAUAAUCCAUCUAUUGUACGAUACAUUGAUGCUGCAGAGGAUGAGAACUUUGGAUAUCUUGGUCUCCAACUUUGCGAGCACACCUUGGAAGAAUACAUCAGCAUCAUUGGUGCUGAUCUGCUGAAGAGAAAGAAACUCAUCUAUGAGUUUCUUUACAGCUUACAGGUGCUUCACUGUCAAAAUCCUCAAAUUCUCCACCGCGAUCUCAAACCACAGAAUGUUUUGAUCGAUGUCACAGGGAGGGCGAGAUUAGCUGACUUUGGCAUAAGCAGGCGUUUACUCAAAGACCAAACAACCCUGCGAACAGCCAGCGCAGGAACUAAGUGUUGGAUGGCCACAGAGACUCUUUCAGAAGAAUCUGACAUACCAUACAAGUCAAACACUGACAUACAGGUGGCAGGGAUGUUGAUUUACUACAUCCUCUCUGGAGGACACCAUCCAUUUGGCAAAUCCCCUAAAUGCGAGUACAACAUUUCUGAAGGAAUGUACAGUUUGGAUCAUGUUGAAGAUGUGGUGGCGAAGGAUCUCAUUGAGUGGAUGAUCAACAAAGAACCAAAGAAUAGACCCAAAGUGAAGGACUGCCUGAGUCAUCCCUUCUUCUGGCCUCGUAGAAAGAAGAUAGAUUACUUGAAGAAAGCAGGUAAUAGGGAGGAAGCAACAAACUAUCGAAAUGCUGACCAGGAACUGAUUCAUUCAUUUGAAAGGUUUGCUGAGGAUGGAUCCUUCAACCAGUGGAAAAAUAAGUUUCCAGAACAGCUGAUUCAGAAGAUGGAUGGCAAGAAGAAAUACACUGAAAACAUUUUGGGAUUGCUGCGAUUCAUUCGUAACUUCCAUGAGCAUUACAGUAAGGAGGCAGCUGAAGUUGAUGUCCUGGCAUUAUUUCCUGAUUUAUUUGGAUGUAUUUACAAGGGUGCCAAGAGCAAUGGGUGGAAUGAGGACUCACCCUUAAAUGAAAUGUUUCAAAGAGAAGACUUCAGUGCUGACUUUGUGAUGCCCUCAACCAACACAGAGCAGCUUCUACACGCCCCAGUUCAAGAGUCUUGUCUUAGUGAUGCUCCUGCUUCCUGAUUUACCUCUCCUCCUCCCUCUGGACCAAUUACUGCUGCCUCCUCCAGAUUCCAGGGAUAAAACCUCUGCCAUCCUGUCGUCUGCCAGCAGCUGUGUCCACUUGUCAGACAGCUCGCCUUCUUUGUGACUCUGAUUGUUUGAGUAAUGUGGACCUCUUUUUUUAUCCUACUGUGGUCUAGAACUGUGCCUUUGAGGUUUCUGUGGUUUUGUUAAUGUUGUUUAUUUGUUGAAGCAGGUGAUGUGACAAAAUAGUUGAGAGGGAAAUGCUGAGAAUCAGAUAUUUUAUUUACCCUUUAGGUAAAGUUUUUUUUUAAGUUUUUAAGGCAUACUGUAAAUGACUGGUUGUUGAUGGUCGAUUCACAUGUCUGCCAUCUAGCGGUGGAAAGUGGUAACAAGUUUAAGCUCUCUAUCUGGAGACAUGGCCUGGUCCUUUUCUCAACUUUGAGACUUUAGGACUUAGAGGGUUAAUUCUUAACUGGUAUUUUGAUACUUGUUAGGAGGUUGGGCCAGGUUCUGCAGAUUUUACAUUAACAACCUUUGAUUUUGUGUUGUUUGGUUAUUGGUUUAGUGGUGCUACUCUUGUAGUUUUGUUUUGUAGUCACUAUACUCAGACAGGUUUUGUUUCUUUUGUUUUAGACAUUAUUUAGUUAACUAGGUUAUUUAUUAUCAGUUUAGCCCCUUUCUAAUUAGUGUCUUUCUUUGAUUUGAGUAGCACCACACACCCAUUACUUCUGUUUGUUUCAGCUUGCCUAUAGCUGAGAUGGGUGGUAAGGUUUUGUAUAUAUUUUUUGUGAUAUUUCUUCUGUUUAGAAGAAUAUAAUAUAAAAUAAAAUAAAAGGUCAUUUAGUUUUUGAAAACCCCAAAGGUUAGGAGAAAAACAUAUAUCACAUAUAACACAAAAAUCAUGGUAUAAUUAUUGUUCUGAUUAUGUGAAAAUGUCUGACAUGCUGAAAUUGUUAAAAAAGAAGAAGAAGAAGAAAAAUAAAAGUUGUUGAUGAUA
Melanotaenia boesemani (Boeseman's rainbowfish) is the source of this 4047-nucleotide messenger RNA. Its product is annotated as sensor for unfolded proteins in the ER ire1-like. The transcript is spliced from 9 exons. Gene Ontology annotation, cellular component: IRE1-TRAF2-ASK1 complex. Gene Ontology annotation, molecular function: ATP binding; RNA endonuclease activity; protein serine/threonine kinase activity. Lineage: Eukaryota; Metazoa; Chordata; Actinopteri; Atheriniformes; Melanotaeniidae. The record is from RefSeq and is a predicted model, not a curated record. Gene Ontology annotation, biological process: IRE1-mediated unfolded protein response; mRNA processing; protein phosphorylation. The coding region runs from base 684 to 3047 and encodes 787 amino acids.